CAGCCGGUUAAUAAGACGCCGGUUUGAAGCCGGAGCAGAACCAGAGAUGCUGCCGGACUGAGGCGGCACCGACAGCCGGAGAGCAGAGUCUGACACAGGCAGAGCGUCUGAGGCGACCCGGUCUCUUCCAGACAUGGUUCAGCACACGGAACAUGGCGGGCCGGGGCCGAACAGCGGCUCCCGCGAGGCGGCAGACCCCGAGGAGAGCGAGCUGCUGGCGGCCUCGGCGUGCAGCCCCGUGCCGCUGAAGCCGGACUGGUGUAAGACCGCCUCGGGUCACAUCAAGCGGCCCAUGAACGCCUUCAUGGUGUGGUCCAAGAUCGAGCGGAGGAAGAUCAUGGAGCAGGCGCCGGACAUGCACAACGCGGAGAUCUCCAAGCGGCUCGGGAAGCGCUGGAAGAUGUUGAAGGACACCGAGAAGAUCCCGUUCAUCCGGGAGGCGGAGCGGCUCCGGCUCAAGCACAUGGCCGACUAUCCGGACUACAAGUACCGGCCCAAGAAGAAGCCCAAGACCGAAGGCUGCGCGUUUCCUGCGGGGAAGUCGGCAGCUCCGUCCCCGGAGAAAGCCAGCGUCAGACCCGGUCAUAAGAGCCACGCCGCCGCCAAGAAGUUCACCAAACUGAAGCCCGGGAAGCCGGCGGCCGGUCCCGGCAGAGCGAGCAGCCACCUCCCGCAGCACCAGCAGCCGGACCCCCGGUACCGGUACGUGUUGACCACCAGCUUUAAAAGCAACAAGGUCGUUAAACGGGAGUUUACCGACGACGAGGAGGAGGACGACGAGGAGGACGAGGAGGAGGAGGAGGACUCCGAGGAGGAGCGAGAGUUGAAGGCGGAGGAGGAGGACGAGCCGUCCCGGUACAGCCUCGCUAAGAUGCCGGCCAGCCUGAGCCUGAGCUCCGCCGCAGAGCCGGAGGGGACCGGCGUGUACGAGUCCUCCGGCCGGCUCUUCUACAGCUUCAAGAACAUCACCCGGCAGGGCGCCGGCACCUCCUCAUACCCGGUCUCCCUCUCACCAGCAUCCUCGUCCCGGUCCGGCUCCACCUCCUCCUCCUCCUGCUGCGGGGAGGACCUGGACGACCUCCCGGCGGAGGGCACCGACUUCACCCUGAGCCUCCUGACCGGCUUCCACGACUCGUCGUCCAGCUCCGCCCCGGGGAACCUGAGCCUGUCCCUGGUGGACAAAGACCUGGAGGGCAGCGAGGGCAGCCUCGGCUCGCACUUCGACUUCCCGGACUACUGCACCCCGGAGCUCAGCGAGAUGAUCGCGGGGGACUGGCUGGAGGCGAACUUCACGGACCUGGUGUUCACGUACUGACCCGCACCGGCCGGAGAGGGACAGGGUUAUGAUUUAACACCCGCCUCAGGUGCCCCGGAGCCGGUUCUGGAGGGGAGGAUGUGGAGCUCCAGAGCCAGGCAGGGACCGGGGUGAUGUGGCUGCUGCUGCCGGGGGACGGAGCUUGUUUUCGGGAUUGGACCCGGACUGAGCACGCUGCGGUAUGUAUUCACUUCAACAGGGUUUUUAUGGACUUUGAGUUCUGUUGGCCGGAUCCGAACCAGGACCCGGACUAUGCAUUCCCGUCCAGACCCAAAUAUGACUCUAAUGAACACUAAUAUAUCAGGAACCAGAACCCGGCCCGGCCGGACCUCCAGGACUGUUAAUGGGACUCGUUUUGUUUCGGGGUUCUUCAGCUGACCCAAACGGACCAGAACCGAACAUACCUCAUGUUUUUUUAAAGGAGUAUUUUUGUAGUUUUUCAGGCACUUCUUCUUCUUCACGUUUCAUCCUGAUGUCUGACAGGUCGAGGGU
Messenger RNA from Larimichthys crocea (large yellow croaker), 1807 nucleotides. It is a transcript of the gene sox11b, whose product is annotated as SRY-box transcription factor 11b. The record is from RefSeq and is a predicted model, not a curated record. Gene Ontology annotation, cellular component: nucleus. NCBI's taxonomy places the organism in Eukaryota, Metazoa, Chordata, Actinopteri, Sciaenidae. The transcript has a single exon. Gene Ontology annotation, biological process: camera-type eye morphogenesis; negative regulation of transcription by RNA polymerase II; positive regulation of transcription by RNA polymerase II. The coding region runs from base 134 to 1315 and encodes 393 amino acids. Gene Ontology annotation, molecular function: DNA-binding transcription activator activity, RNA polymerase II-specific; RNA polymerase II cis-regulatory region sequence-specific DNA binding.